ACUCUCGUUGCUCUGCUCAAUGAAUGCUUCCAGAGUUCCAUUGGUGUCGCACUCCCAAAAUCCCCCGGACGCUCUAAUGGCUCCACCAUCUGAGAUCGAUUCUCAGCUCACCUCUAUCGUCUCCGAUCUCUCGCAACAUGUGCACGGUGUACUGGAGAACAUGGUAAAGUUGAUAAAGGAAAUUGACCAGAACUCCACUGAAAUAGUGGAAGAUAUAGAAAAGUGCAAAAGCACUGCUCUUGAGAGGAAGAUAAGCUUAGAAGAACAGAAGGCACAAUUUCAAAAAGCCGCUUAUGCCGCUCUAAACAUGCUGAAUAAUGAAGAGAUCAACUGAUGCUGUACGCUUUGCAACUCUUUUUUUAAUGCUUGUUACUCUGAUUGAUAGAUACCGGUUUCAUGUUGCUAGCAUUAUAUGUUAGCUCUCACUUUCGUGGUCUCUCAGUUUAUUGGUUCACAUCCCUUUAGAGCUUUUACACAUAAAAUAUAUUAGGGAGGAACACAAUGAAUUCUCCCAAAUUGUUGAAGGAAGAAAGAUUGGGCAAAGUUGUCAAAUGGUGAAUACUGAUGAACAGUGAAUUGGUUUGUAUCGUAUGAUUCAUAUGGUUAUUACUACCUCCAUCCCACUUCCUUUUCCUUCUUUACUGUUUUUGUACGUUCCAUGAUCUUUGUCUCAUUAUGUUAUGAAAUACUCCGUCUUUAUUACUCCUUUGGUCCCAGAAAAAAGAUUCUGAUUCAGUUUAUGACUGAAUCUGUUUUAUUCAUGAGAAAAUUACUCAAAUAUGACCAAAACAUAUGACGUUUCCCAAAAUAGGACCGGUCCUAUUGACUCAAACGUUUGGCCAUGCGAAUGGAAAAAAAUGCCCUUUACGUACCGGUGCCAUCUUGAAUAGAGAAAAGAAAAAAAAUGAAGUCCCUAGUUUUCCGGGAUUGACAAUCCCAGCUGAUUUUCCAGGGAUCUUUCAUUGCCAUGUCUAUCAAGAGUUCUUCAAGAGACCAAAAGUCAUUAGGUAUAUUAAAUUAGGGUCCAAAUUAGCAUUUAUGACUCACAAAAAGACCAAAUUUCCGUAAAUAGUUCUUAAAAUUUGAAGACAGCGGGAAGGAACUGAUUUUUAUGGCACACAGAGAUGAAGAAGGCGACAAUGUCUUUGUGAAACGGCCGCCAAAUGUCAACACCAAUGUACUGGUGAAGGUUAACUCCAGGACUUAGUAUUUACAUGUAUUUAUUCGUUUGAUUUGAUUUCUCGAAACCAGAGUAAAGGGGGUGUGUGCUUCCCAAAACUGGAGUGGCUCAGUUUUGGUCUUUGCUUCACCCGAAGGUGCUUAGUGCUUCCCAAAACUGGAGGGUGAUGUUCUGGUUUAUCGUAGAAUCUGCGUUCUUCCAAAAAGAAUUGGCUUUUGGACAAUUCUUGGACAUCGGAGAUAUGCAGAUUCACAUUUCAGGGUUCUUGUUUCCAUUACAAGUUUGGGCUUUUGACACAAGUUGUCAUUUUGAACAAUGCAUAUAUUGGUAUAAUAUGUUAAUGAGUAAUCUUGGAAUUAUUUUUUUACCUUUGAAAACGUUAUAAGUGUGCACGAGUGCAUACUUAAGCAUUGGUGUAUAGACAAUAUGAAAUGCGAGUUUAUAGUUUGUUAUAUUGACCUGAUGCAUGUAUUUCUCGCUUGACGGCUUUAGAUUAAUA
This is a messenger RNA of Cuscuta campestris, 1679 nucleotides long. The record is from the annotation of a GenBank genome assembly. NCBI's taxonomy places the organism in Eukaryota, Viridiplantae, Streptophyta, Magnoliopsida, Solanales, Convolvulaceae.